UAAUAUAAGUGUAGCAGCCUGCGUUUUACAAGUUGGAAGACAUCUCUCCAAGAUGAAGAGCUUGGCUGUCGUGCUCUUGGUGGCGGCAACCCUCUGUGUGGAGAGAGCUUUGUCGUUGUCGUGUUACAGAUGUGAAAAUGUAAAAUUUCAUCAGAACUGUACACAACACCGGUGCUCCGAUAUGGACCAGUACUGCGUAUCCUUGUACAGCGAGUCUCCUGGCAAGGACACUUUCAUCAGCAAAUGGUGCUCUGCAGUGUGCCCCACAGUCUACACUGAAAUCAAGGGGGCCAAGACAGGAUUUAAAUCUGCCUGCUGCAAGACGGACUAUUGCAACAGCGGUGGACCCAGCAGCGUGAAAACCAGCUACGCCCUCAUGGCCACGGCCGCUUUGGCCAGCUUCUUCUGCAUCCUGCGGACAGGUUUCUGAUGGAGCAAAGAAAGAAGACCAUCUUUGGCUGUGCAUCUAUGGAAGACCAUGAGAGACCCCAACUUACAAAACCUGGCUUAACCGAGUCUUGUUCUGUGUACGAUAGGGAAUGAAUUGCUUUUCUGUAAUGUGCUGCCAUCAAAGGCUUUCCCGUGUAAAAAUACCUUUGUUCAAUAAACAAACGUCUGGGAGAAAACA
Messenger RNA from Anolis carolinensis (green anole), 628 nucleotides. Its product is annotated as lymphocyte antigen 6E. The record is from RefSeq and is a predicted model, not a curated record. Gene Ontology annotation, cellular component: plasma membrane. NCBI's taxonomy places the organism in Eukaryota, Metazoa, Chordata, Lepidosauria, Squamata, Anolidae. The transcript has 3 exons. Bases 53 to 430 code for a protein of 125 amino acids. Gene Ontology annotation, molecular function: acetylcholine receptor inhibitor activity.